CAUAAAAACAAACCCCUUUAAAACAUUUCUCUGUUUUUUCUUUCUUCCAUAGAAGCUUCCUCUGCAAGAUCCAUUUCUACUUUCUAUCAAUCUAGAAGAUUCUGGAACAGUGGAGAGCAAUGAAAAUGAACCCUAGAGCUUGAUCAGUCGUUCAUCUUCUCCGCAAAACCAACUCACUACCACGUCGAAUCUUUGAAUUCUAUAUCAAUUUUGAAGUCUUCAGGAAGUUAUGGCCGAUAAUUCCAAGGACGAUUUCUUCCAGCUCAUGAAACGAUUUGGGUCUUUUCUCACCCUCAAAGUUUCUAAUCUCUUCCAAAACCUGGAUUCGAGAUCUGUAGGAGCUAUAGCAGGUCUUGCAUUUGCAAUAGUUUUUACAUGGAGAAUAUUGAGAUCGCCUAGUGGACCACAGAGGAGGCGUCCUAAACGACAAGCUGUUACACCUGGUAGUUCUGGUGUAAACAGUCAUUUAAGUGCAAAUGUAGAAACUUCAGGAGUUAGCCCUUCUUCAGAGGAUUCAAGUACACAAAAUGUUAUUGAUGAGUUCUUUCAGCCAGUAAAGCCAACACUCGGGCAAAUAGUUAGGCAGAGACUGAGUGAGGGGAGGAAGGUAACAUGUCGGUUGCUUGGAGUAAUCCUGGAGGAAACUAGCCCAGAGGAACUACAGAAACAAGCAACUAUCCGAUCCUCCGUGCUGGAAGUGUUACUUGAAAUCACCAAAUUUGGUGACCUUUAUCUUAUGGAGAGAGUACUUGAUGAUGAAAGUGAAAAAAACGUCCUGGUGGCUUUAGAAGAUGCUGGAGUGUUAAGCAUGGUCAAAGACAAGGUUCUCUUUUGUAGCACUGAGAAUGGGAGAACAUCAUUUGUCCGACAACUGGAACCUGAUUGGCAUAUAGAUACAAAUCCGGAAAUCAUUUUUCAAUUGGCGAGAUUUAUCAAAUAUGAGCUACACAUUUCACCUACCAAGCCAGAAAGAGCAGCCAUGAAUGUCUUCAGUUCAACAUCUUUGGAGCAGUUUUUUGGAACUGUUUAGAUGCAAACCCAGAAGAGCUCUAACAUGUUUUCGUUUAUUUUAGGUCUGUCUUUUCGCCCUUCCUCUUCAACUUUGGGCUGUUAAAGUUCAUAUCUAAUCGCAUUUAAAUCCUUUUCUGGUAUAUGCUUCAGUUUUGAGGUUCAAGGGGCAUACUUUGUAUAUUACUAUGUUAUCUUCAGAAUAGAUCACCUUUUAUGGUUGUAUUGUAUUACUCUUUCCUAAGUCAAACCUGGCGCUGUAUUGUAUCCAAGUACUUCUCCACAUGGUAGGCUCAUCGCAUGGUAAAGAAAAGUAUGACAGAUCAGAAUCUCUGCACGAACUUAAUUCAA
Nicotiana tabacum (common tobacco) is the source of this 1359-nucleotide messenger RNA. RefSeq names its product peroxisome biogenesis protein 22-like. The record is from RefSeq and is a predicted model, not a curated record. Lineage: Eukaryota; Viridiplantae; Streptophyta; Magnoliopsida; Solanales; Solanaceae. Gene Ontology annotation, biological process: peroxisome organization.